Messenger RNA from Chrysochloris asiatica (Cape golden mole), 2966 nucleotides. It is a transcript of the gene TOP3A, whose product is annotated as topoisomerase (DNA) III alpha. The transcript has 19 exons. Gene Ontology annotation, biological process: DNA topological change. Gene Ontology annotation, cellular component: nucleus; chromosome. Lineage: Eukaryota; Metazoa; Chordata; Mammalia; Afrosoricida; Chrysochloridae. Gene Ontology annotation, molecular function: zinc ion binding; DNA binding; DNA topoisomerase type I (single strand cut, ATP-independent) activity. The coding region runs from base 72 to 2966 and encodes 964 amino acids. The record is from RefSeq and is a predicted model, not a curated record.
UUUUACUGGCCGCCGGCUUCGUGCGCCGGUGGCUGCCAAGGCUUGGUACCCGAGCCUUGUCCCGCGCCGCCAUGGAAGUGGCCUUCCGAGGGGUGCGGAAAGUUCUCUGUGUGGCUGAGAAAAACGACGCGGCCAAGGGCAUCGCCGACCUGCUAUCCAACAGUCGCAUGAGACGGAGGGAAGGAUUUUCUAAGUUCAACAAGAUCUAUGAAUUUGACUAUCACCUGUAUGGCCAGAAUGUUACCAUGGUAAUGACUUCAGUUUCUGGACAUUUGCUGGCUCAUGAUUUCCGGAUGCAGUUUAGAAAAUGGCAUAGCUGCAAUCCUCUUGUCCUCUUUGAAGCAGAAAUUGAAAAGUACUGCCCCGAGAAUUUUAUUGACAUCAAGAAAACUCUGGAACGAGAGACACAGCAGUGCCAGGCUCUGGUGAUCUGGACUGACUGUGACAGAGAAGGGGAGAAUAUAGGGUUUGAGAUUAUCCACGUGUGCAAAGCUGUGAAGCCCAGUCUGCCGGUACUGAGAGCCCGGUUCUCUGAGAUCACGCCACAAGCCAUCAGAGGAGCCUGUGAGAACCUGACAGAGCCCAACCAAAGAGUAAGCGAUGCUGUAGACGUGAGGCAGGAACUGGACCUACGGAUUGGUGCUGCCUUCACAAGAUUCCAGACCCUAAGGCUCCAGAAGAUUUUCCCAGAGGUGCUGGCACAACAGCUGAUCAGUUAUGGCAGCUGCCAGUUUCCAACACUUGGGUUUGUGGUAGAGAGGUUCAAAGCCAUUCAAGCUUUUGUGCCAGAAACCUUCCACAGAAUUAAAGUAACUCAUGAGCACAAAGAUGGCCUUGUAGAAUUCAACUGGAAGAGACAUCGGCUUUUUAACCACACAGCUUGUCUCGUCCUUUACCAGCUAUGUAUGGAGAAUCCUGUGGCAACCGUGGUGGAGGUCCACUCUAAGUCGAAGAGUAAGUGGAGGCCUCAAGCUCUGGACACCGUGGAACUCGAGAAACUGGCUUCACGCAAGUUAAGAAUAAAUGCAAAAGAAACCAUGAGGAUUGCCGAAAGACUCUACACUCAAGGGUACAUCAGCUAUCCUCGAACUGAAACAAACAUUUUCCCCAGAGACCUGAACCUGAUAGUGCUGGUGGAGCAGCAGAUCCCGGAUCCACGCUGGGGGGCCUUCGCCCAGAACAUUCUAGAGCGGGGUGGCCCUACCCCCCGCAACGGGAACAAGUCCGACCAAGCCCAUCCUCCCAUUCACCCCACCAAAUAUGCCAGCAACUUGCAGGGAGAUGAGCAGCGAUUGUAUGAGUUCAUUGUUCGCCAUUUCCUGGCUUGUUGCUCACAAGAUGCCCAGGGGCAGGAGACUACUGUUGAGAUCGAUAUAGCUCAGGAGCGCUUCGUGACCCAUGGCCUCAUGGUUCUGGCCCGGAAUUAUCUGGACGUGUAUCCGUAUGAUCACUGGAGUGACAAGACUAUCCCUGUGUAUGAGAGAGGCUCCCACUUCCAGCCUAGCACUGUGGAGAUGGUAGAUGGGGAGACAAGCCCACCCCAGCUGCUCACCGAAGCUGACCUCAUUGCCCUCAUGGAAAAGCACGGCAUUGGUACUGAUGCCACCCACGCGGAGCACAUUGAGACAAUCAAAGCCCGGAUGUACGUGGGGCUCACAGCAGACAAGCGGUUUCUCCCAGGGCACCUGGGAAUGGGGCUUGUGGAAGGCUAUGAUUCCAUGGGCUAUCAGAUGUCCAAGCCAGACCUCCGGGCCGAGCUGGAGGCUGAUCUAAAGCUGAUCUGUGAGGGCAAGAAGGACAAAUUUUUGGUCCUCGGUCAGCAAGUCCAGAAAUAUAAGCAAGUUUUCAUUGAAGCAGUAGCUAAAGCUAAGAAGUUGGACGAGGCCUUGUCCCAGUACUUUGGGGAAGGAACUGAGGUGCCCCAGCAAGAAGAGAUCUACCCUGCCAUGCCAGAACCCAUCAGGAAGUGUCCUCAGUGCAACAAGGACAUGGUUCUCAAAACCAGGAAAAACGGCAGGUUCUAUCUCAGCUGCACGGGUUUCCCAGAGUGUCAGUCAGCUGUCUGGUUUCCUGAUUCCAUCCUGGAAGCCAGCAGGGACAAGAGUGUGUGUCCCGUGUGUCAACCGCAGCCUGUGUACAGGUUGAAACUGAAGUUCAAGCGUGGCAGCGUCCCCUUGACCAUGCCACUGGAGCUCGUCGGCUGCAUUGGCGGGUGUGACGAGACCCUGAGGGAGGUCUUGGACCUAAGAUUCUCUGGAGGGCCCCGCCAAGCUCUCCAGACGGCCAGCCAGUCCCUGAACAGAAUGGACAAAAGCCAGCACAGCCACCCCCAGCCUCCUGGCAACAUACAGUCUGGACCUCCACGGGCUCUGACCACUGCCGAAAGCAACUCUGUAACUUGCAACUGCGGCCAGGAGGCCUUGCUGCUCACCGUGCGGAAGGAGGGCCCUAAUCAGGGCCGCCAGUUCUACAAGUGCAGCAGGGGCAGCUGCAGCUUCUUCCUAUGGGCCCACAGCAGCCCACCCAGCACAACAGGGCCUCUUUCCUCCACAGUGAGACUCCCUGGAAGCUCCUUAGGAGGAGCGCUGGAUUCAGGGAGCCACCUGGGUGGGCUUGGCAGGCCAGGCGAUGGUGGUGGUGGUACCGCCUGUCUGUGCAGCCAGCCAGCCGUCACAAGGACUGUGCAGAAGAACGGGCCCAACAAGGGGCGCCAGUUCCACACAUGUUCCAAGCCCAGAGAACAGCAGUGCGGCUUCUUCCAGUGGGCCGAUGAGAAUGCAGCCCCAGGAUCCUUUGGAGCCCCACCCUGGCCAGGAGACAGAGGAGUAACCCAGGGGCCAGAGGCCAGAAGCAAAAGGCCACGGGCCAGUUCCUCUGAUACUGGAUAUUUGGCAAAGAAACCUCGGAAAUGCAGUCUUUGCCACCAGUGUGGGCACACCCGUCCCUUCUGUCCUCAGAACAGAUGA